Molecule: messenger RNA, 1566 nt
Organism: Neoarius graeffei (lesser salmon catfish)
Lineage: Eukaryota; Metazoa; Chordata; Actinopteri; Siluriformes; Ariidae
Product: potassium voltage-gated channel subfamily A member 3
Exons: 1
Coding region: 1-1566 (521 amino acids)
Biological process (GO): protein homooligomerization; potassium ion transmembrane transport
Cellular component (GO): membrane; voltage-gated potassium channel complex
Molecular function (GO): protein binding; delayed rectifier potassium channel activity
Source: RefSeq, a predicted model, not a curated record
AUGGAUGACCACCUGAGUCUCCUCCGCUCUCCUCCGCCUUCCUCCUCCUCCUCCUCCUCCUCCAGGCACCGGAGCGACGGCACGCAGGUGAACCGCGGCUACACCGACACGGAGCGCGAGGACACCAUGACGGUGGUGGCGUGCGGAGAGAGCCCCGCGGAGGAGCCUGCGCUCGAGCGCUACGAGCCGCAGCACGAGUGUUGUGAGCGCGUGGUGAUUAACAUCUCCGGCCUGCGCUUCGAGACGCAGCUCAAGACGCUCGCGCAGUUCCCGCAAACUUUACUCGGAGACCCGAAAAAGCGCAUGCGCUACUUCGACCCGCUCCGCAACGAGUACUUCUUCGACCGCAACCGACCGAGUUUUGAUGCCAUCCUGUAUUACUAUCAGUCCGGCGGCCGCAUCCGGAGACCCGUCAACGUUCCCAUAGACAUCUUCUCCGAGGAGAUCCGCUUCUACGAGCUCGGUGAAGAAGCCAUGGAGAAAUUCCGGGAGGAUGAAGGAUUUAUUAAAGAAGAAGAGCGUCCUUUACCGACCCGCGAGUUCCAGAGGCAGGUGUGGCUCUUGUUCGAAUAUCCGGAAAGUUCAGGUCCGGCGCGUGCCAUCGCCAUCGUCUCGGUGCUCGUCAUCUUGAUCUCCAUCGUCAUCUUCUGCUUGGAGACGCUCCCCGAGUUCAGAGAGGACGAUGACCGAGAGCCAGCCGUAACCGCCACCAUGUUGAACUCCACCACGGCAGUGCUCCCGAGCCCCUUCUCGGACCCUUUCUUCGUCGUGGAGACGCUUUGCAUCAUCUGGUUCUCGUUUGAGCUCCUGGUGAGGUUCUUUGCGUGCCCGAGCAAGGCUACGUUCUCCAAGAACAUCAUGAACAUCAUUGACAUUGUGGCCAUCAUUCCGUAUUUCAUAACGUUAGGGACGGAACUCGCGGAACGCCAAGGGAACGGUCAGCAAGCUAUGAGUUUGGCCAUUCUCCGAGUGAUCAGAUUGGUGCGUGUGUUCAGGAUCUUCAAACUCUCACGACACUCCAAGGGCCUUCAGAUUCUGGGUCAGACACUCAAGGCGAGCAUGCGGGAACUGGGCUUGCUCAUCUUCUUUCUCUUCAUCGGAGUCAUCCUGUUUUCCAGUGCCGUCUAUUUCGCAGAAGCUGACGACCCGGACUCAGGCUUUAACAGCAUCCCGGAUGCCUUCUGGUGGGCUGUGGUGACCAUGACCACGGUGGGAUACGGAGACAUGCACCCUGUGACAAUCGGGGGCAAAAUCGUCGGCUCAUUGUGUGCCAUCGCAGGCGUCUUGACUAUCGCUCUUCCUGUCCCGGUUAUUGUCUCAAACUUCAACUACUUCUAUCACCGGGAGACAGAAGGAGAGGAGCAGGCGCAGUAUCUACAUGUCGCAAGCUGCCAGCCGCUCUCGUCCUCGUCCGAGGAGCUGAAAAAGACUCGCUGCUCGUCCUCAUCCUCGCUCAGCCGAUCCGAGUACAUGGUGAUCGAAGAAGGAGCCUUCACCCAGCCCAACUUCCCAUCUCAGAACAACCAGAACUGCGUCCAUAUCAAAAAGAUCUUCACAGACGUUUAA